Pelobates cultripes (western spadefoot toad) is the source of this 388-nucleotide messenger RNA. NCBI's taxonomy places the organism in Eukaryota, Metazoa, Chordata, Amphibia, Anura, Pelobatidae. The record is from the annotation of a GenBank genome assembly.
AUGGCCGAAUUAUAUAGAACUAUCUCGAAUCUGGAACGCCAACAUAAACGCUCUCAGCUUAAUGCGAUAUACGGUGAACUAAUGGAACAAAGGAGGAAACUUACAAACCUUAUUUUGAAAAGACAUCUCCGCUCGGUACAACGCACGAAGGGCUUUUACUAUGUACACGCCAAUAAAGGGGGCAAGUAUCUGGCGAGACUGCUCAAAGGCCCCCAACCUCAUCGACAAAUACGUAAGAUCCGUCUGACCUCGGGGGAGAUCUCCCCGUUCCCACAGAAAAUUGCGGAGGAGUUUCGGUCGUUUUACAAACGCUUAUACAAUCUCUAUGAACCUAACGGAGCCGCUGAAGACGCGAGAGUACACGCCAAGACACGGGAUUACCUAUCUG